Molecule: messenger RNA, 8175 nt
Organism: Toxoplasma gondii ME49
Lineage: Eukaryota; Apicomplexa; Conoidasida; Eucoccidiorida; Sarcocystidae
Exons: 9
Coding region: 1-8133 (2710 amino acids)
Molecular function (GO): calmodulin binding
Source: RefSeq, a predicted model, not a curated record
AUGGCGAGGCGCGUGAGAGGACGGACGUCCUUCGGCUCUGAAGAGAGCGAGGAGCCGGCGAGCGUCCUGCCUCUCUCCGCGUCCACGCAGCGCAAGCGCAGCAGCAGCCAGGUAGCCGGGAAGGAGAACAAAAUGGCGCCUGAGAGAGCGGGUGCAGGGCAGACAGGGACGGUGGACCGUGACCGAGACGGAUUUCUCAUUCCUCGGCCCCUGGCAGCGAAGACGCAGAGACGAAAAAGACAGGAAAACUCGGAAAAGUUCGUGCAGCGGAAUCCGAGGGCGCGACGGCUGGGCAGGCUGGAGGGAAAGGCACUCAAGUCCGUGGAUGCGAGAAGGAGGAGAGCAGAAGAGGAACUCGAGGAAGACGCGGCAGACGCAGGAGACGCAGGAGAGGAAGACGAGGCUGCAGAGUCGGACGAGGAAGAGGUGAGUUCCUCCUCGACGAGUGAGGAUGACCUCGAAGACGAGGACUACGAGGAGGAAGAGAAGCCGGGAGCAACAAGGAAACAGCGCGAGAGAGAAGAGGCGCGUGCUACCAGAGAGAAAGACUUCUCAACUGCGCUGCCAAUGCUCGUCAAGGACCUGGCCCUGGAGCGCCUCCCUGCCCGCGAGAGUCUCCCCGCGUCGGGAUCUUGCGGCGGCCGCGAAGAGCGGCGGAAGCGAGGGCGCGGCACUUCGGGGAGUCCUGUGUGCUCCGCGGCCCAGAGAAAGAAAAGAAGAAAAGGCCGAGAGGAAGUCCUCGCUCUCGGAACCUCCCUGGAGACCCUCGUCUCCGUCGCGGGGGUCCUCCGCUGUCCAGAUACCGUUGCGGAAGCCAUUGCCGCAGAACUGUCGGAAGCAACUCGCGGCGACUCCAGUGAAAGACGAGAGACAGAAGGAGAGCGAGAACGCGGGAGAGAACAAGAGGGAGAAGAAGAAGAACUCGGCGGGAGGGGAGAGGGGCGCCGAGGGCGCGGACGCCAGGCAGGACGGACAGAAGGCGUCGACGGAGAAGAGAGAGAAAGGCGGAGGGAUGAGACCACAGCCGAGAGGAUGGGGACGCUUGCCGCGGCUGUGGUGAACAUGCUUCUCGAGGCCGGAGGCCUCCCGUCGCCUCUGUUCCACCGGGAGCACCUGGCGCCUCUGCUCCUUCAGUCUUUCGCCGUGCUGCGCCGCGCAUGCACUCGCCGGAAAUCUUUGCCUUCUGGCCUCUCGCGCGCAGACAGCCUCGCCAUCCCUCCUGUCGUCCUCGUUCCGCCGCCGCCGACUUCUUCGGCUGCCACAGCCGCCAGGCGCAUUUUGCAGCGCGGCGUCUGUCGCCUGUUUGCUCAGCUCCUCGAAGAACGCACAGCGGGCGUCUCCCGUCUCUCCUCUGCGUCUGCUGUCUCCUCUGCGUCUGCUGUCUCCUCUGCGUCCGAGGAGGCGGGGGUCGCAGGGCGGGAGGAGAGCGGACAUCCGACUGAGAAGAGAGAGAAGGCGGCGGUUGGAGAGAGACAGCACUGCGCGCUUCUCGAGCUCCCUCGGCACACCUUCCAGCGCUUCCGCGCGCUCCUGAAGAGCCUCUUUGUUCGCGUCACCCUCACCUGUCAACGCGAAGGUUGCCUCGAGGCGCGCGGAGGCCUCGGCGGCCUCCUGGGCCUCCUCGCCGGCCUUGCGGGAAGCGGCGCCAGGCGAAUCCGCGCUGCAGCUACUCUCGCAGUGUUGGGCAUUGCGGAGGGCCUAGCUGCCUCGCUCGGUUCACUGCAUGCAGAAGAAAGCAAGUUCCACCAGCAGCUCCUUCAGCUCCAGGCGACGUACGCCGUCCCCGCUCUUCCCUCCGCUGGCGCCGACUCUUCCUGGGGCGCGAGAGUCGUGGAGGACAUCCGCGCGAGGCUGGAAGGCGCCGAGAGGAACGCGCGGGUGUCUGUACAGCUGCUCGAAGUACUGGCGGCCGAGUCACUCGCCUUUCGCUCUCGAGACGUCUGCCCCCUCAUCCGCGCAGAAACUCUGCAGGUUAUCGCUUCGUGUCUGCUUCCGGCGGUGCCGUCGCUGGUGCUCGGGUCUCUGCCGUUUCAGGCGGCGGUGUUGUCUUCGCUGUCUGAGGCGCCGUCUGGGAAGGCAACCACGGCCUUCCAGGCGGAAGCGCUUUUGAGUUCUGUGGAGAUUUUCUCAGUCGCUCUCUCGCUGCUUCUCCCGCGAACGCGACGCGAAGGCCCUUUGAGUGGAGGUGAAUCCGAAGGCCGCUCUUGCAGCGUUCUCGCACUCGCGCCGAACGGAGCAGGAGACAGGGGAGACGCCGAGGUCGACGAGGCUUUGCGCCAGAAAGCGGAGACGCUCGUGAAGCUCGCGAAGCCUGUCGUGCUACUCCUCGCCUGCGGCGCCGAAGAGACGGCCGCCGUCGCCGCGUUGCAUGCAUUGGGGCCGGCGGCGACGGCGACGCGCCUCUGGAGAGAGACACGGAGCAUCAGAAGGGAUCGGAAGGCGGGGGAGACGAAACGCAGGAGAUAUCCCGCAACUGCGGGCGCGGGGGAAUGUGACGGCGAAGGAGACGCCGAGAAAGACAGAGACAAGAGAGCUGGAGAAGGCGGGGGAGACGAAACCUGGCGGAUAAGCGAAGAAGACGCCGAGAAACUUCUCACCGCUUUCUGGACCUCGAAGGGGAUGGCGACCGCCGCGGCCGCUGCGCCGAUCCUCGACGACUUGUUUUUAGGCGGGCACUUUGUCGAGAACGCGAGAGUCGAGAAACGCGCAGAAAGCUCUCACGGCUCGUCCGUCGAACGCGACCUUCGUCUUCUCCUCUCCUUCUGUCUCGCUCACCUCCCUCGCUCUCCGUCGUCUGCCUCGUCCUCGUGUGCCUCUUCUCCCGCGCCUUUCUUUGCAUGCGCAGGCCGCGUAGUUACUGGAUUUUGGGAUGUUGUCCCUGGAGUGAAGCAGCCGAAGAAGAUGCUGGACUUGCUCUUGCGAGGCGAAGCCGAGGGAGAUGCCCGCAGCGGCUUGCAAGACGGCGAGAGGACGCUGCUGCUGCGCUUCUGCGAACGGUCUUUCGAGCUGCUGCAGACGCGCCAGCGCGAGGCGCAGCGCGUCCGUUCGAGGCGGAACUUCGCGAAGUCUCGGGAACACAAAGUUUGGGGUAAAGUCCGCACCACAGAGCGCGUGCGAGAGGAAGCGAAGGAGGCACCUUGCUGGGGAUGCGAGGCUGCAUGGCGAGCCGCCCAGAAGGCAGAGAAGAGGACCAAGCAUGCGGCGCGAGAUCAGUGGACGCUGUCGGAUGUCGAGGACGAAGGAGAACGCGAGAAGGAGAGCGAGAAAGAGAGAGAAGCGCGAGAGGAGCGGGAAGAGAGACUCUUCCUCAUCGAAGGAACAGAAACGGUUUUCGCGAAUUUGCAGAUGCUCCUCCGAAUUCACCAAGCUGACAGAGACGAACUGCAACUCCUCCUCGCGAGCGUCUACUGGGCAACCUUCCCGCCCCCCUGUUUGGAGUUUCACCUCUCUCAGAGAGCUGAUUUACUGUUCGCUCUCGUUUCGUUUGCUUCUUCGCCAUCUUCCUCCGCUUCUUCUGCCUUUGCGCUACCGUCUUUCUCUCCUUCCCGUUCUCCCCUGUCGGCGGCCUGCAGGUCGCCAGUGUCGAUCUGUGCGCAGACUUCAUCUUUCUUCUCUGCGUCCGGAACUCUCGCUGCGCUCGCGGCGCUCUGUCUCGGCGCCUCGGAUCCCCUCGCCGUUCGAACUGCUUUCAGCUGUCUGGCGAAUCUCGGCAUGCUUCUCGCUCCCCUGGAGGAAGCGCGCGUCGUCGACGCCCUCGCACACCUGCAUGCGAAUGUGCUCGCGGCCGCAGUCGCGAACGUCGAAGCUCUCCAGGCUCUUCUCUUCACUCGCCCCGCUGCAAAGCUCAGCGACUCGCGGAGCGAACGAGAAGGAGAACAGGGAGGAGAACAGGGAGGAGAAGCAGGUCGCGGAGGGGGAUUCGGGGAGCCUCUGAUGCCUUUGGAUUCUCAGCGGGAAGAUGCAGAGGCACCCCCAGUGUUUGACUUGAUGCGUGCCGUCCAAUCGCGGAGACACCGAGAAAUGACCGAAAUGAACGUUGCGCAGCUCGAGGCGAAUCUCCUCCGGCUCGCGGCCUUCUACUCCACCUGUCUCUCGUUGACUGCGGAGCCGAGCGACGCUGCAGAAAAAGGCGCCGAAGGCCCCAGGAACUCGCUGCCGCCUGUCCCCACACCUGCCGCCACAGAGACAGCAGUCGCCGUCCUCCACAUGCGCGUCAUGGCCACAAUGACUCAAGGGGGCGAGGAGGAACGAGCGUCGGAAGCCGGCGGAGAGACGACGGCGCUGCCCGCCGAUUUGCCCGAAGUCCCGACCCCUCGUCUGGUGCUGCAUGCAUCGGAUCUUCUUGUCGCGAUCUACAGCCACUUGGCGUACCGAAGUCUCUUUCUCUACGCGAGGCUCACGACAGCCAUCAGGCGCGUUGCACACUUGGAAACCUGCAGAAUUCGAGGCGCCGCUCUUCCAGCUUUGGCCCGCGAGGUCGCGAGAGAAGAAGAAGAAACGCGCCACGCAGAGGGCAAACAGCGGCGGAAGAGAACAGAGAGGAAAAACGACAACGGGGUGCUCCACGGCGACUGGGACGCCGACCUGGAAGACAGCGAGGGAAACAAGCGGGAGGUCGUCGCCGGUGUCACUACCGGUGUCUUCUCCGAGGGAGACGAGGAGCAUUGCGAGACUGCGAACGGCGUCCAGGGAAAGAGACAGACGGAGGAAGGAGCGAAGGAGGAAACGGAGCUCAAGGAGGAAUCUGAGGAGAUCGAACUCGCACACAAAGAGGUUCUUGCCCUCUCGAGGGAGCUGCAGCAGACUCUGGCCGACGCCGCUGUGUGCCGCAGUCGCUCGACGGUGCUUCUCACGGCUCUUCUCGAAACGGAGACUCGGCCGCUUCUUCUCUUCAAUUCGCUUUUCUCUCUCUUGACCUUGACCCAAGUCGAAGGGAUGAUUUCGUGGAGUCGGGAGGUGUGCUGUCGGUCCCUCUCCGCCGUCUCGUCUUUGUCUGCUGAAAGCGCGUCGACGUCGCGUUCCCCCGAGCGUCUUCUUCCUGCUUUACACGCUUACGAGUACAUUCCUUCAGACAUUGAGUCGGUGGUCUCCGCGUUUCAACAUUUCCUGGAUCUCCUCGGUUCUGAAUCCGCUCUUCUCUCUCCGGAAAACGCGGUGCGGCGGCGUCUCGGUCGUGCAGAGAAGGCGGAACAACAGUCUUCUGUCCUUCCUUCCUCUUUCUUCGCCGACGCCGCCGCUGCCUCCUCGCCGCCAGGGGCCGCGUCUCUCUUCGCGUCGGCACUCUCUGGAACUGCAUGCGCUCCGCUCCUCGCCAUGGCGCGGUACGACGCCUCUGCUUUCUCCUAUCUUGACUCUGUUGUCCUCUCUCCUCCGUCUCCUUCUUCUUCGAUGUCGCCAGGGAGCGAAGCGCUCGUCUCGGUUUCCGGCGCAGGCGGUGGACAGGAGGCGCGCAAAGACGAAGGCAAAGAAGAGGAAGGCGUCUGCGACUUCCAGUCCAAGCUUCGGGAAGCGGUCGCCUUGGGCUGUUGCCGCCUCGCGCGCCAGAGUUGCCUGAAUGAGCUCCGAUGGGCAGUGGGCGGCCUCGGCGCGUCUCUGCUGUCUGUGCUCGACCAUCCGUCAGCCGUCGCCGCGGAGGCUCGUCUCUUCUUCCAGUCUCUGAGGAGGCAGAACUUCCGGCUUCUGCUGCAGCUGCUGCUGCAAACCGCCCAGGACCUCUUCGACGCCCGCCUCCUCACACCUCUCACGCUGCUUCUCCUUUCUCGAAGACGCGCGCUUCUCCCGGAAAGCGUCGAACCGCACAGCUCGCGGCAAGCCACUGAGAGCGAAGCGAGAGAACGCGAGGGGAGAUGCCCCGAAAGGCGCGGAGCUUGCAGGCUUCGCGGUGUGGGGACAGAGACAGGAGAGGCGUUGCAAAGGCAGAGAGAGGAGAACAGAGAGGCAUGGCUUCUAGGCGCCGCAGACGUGGAAUUGCACUUCACCCACCUUCUCCAGUGGUCGCUUCUCGCCUCGCAGAGACUCAGCGUCGGACUGCUUCUCGGAUCGCAGCAAAUGGAAAUGGUGAAUUUCUGGCGCGCCGCGAUUCGCCACAACCGCGCGCUCGCAGACACCGUGGCGGCGCAUGCGCGGGAAUGCGGGGACGCGCGAAGAGACAAGCAAGAAGAAAGCCGCAUUUUUGCCGUAGAAGGACGCGAGAAAGAACAAGGGGAAGAACAAGAAGAAGACGAGGUUUUCCAGCGAUCUCGACAGGAGGUGCUCAGCUGGCUUCAGGAGGGAGGAGGGAGGAGGAGGGAAGAUGCGAAGAAGACGGACCUCGACAGCUUCCCCCCACUGCAGUUUCUGGACUUCCUUCACCCGUUUAUUCAACGCGGAUUUCUGCCGACGUAUUUGCUGAAUCAGCUGCUGGGAGUUACCAAGGAGCUUUUCAGAAGACAGGCAGGCGAGGUGGGGAGCACGAGGGAGACAGGGCGCAGGUUCGAGAGUUGGGAGUCCUCUGGCGAAAGGAGACUCUUCGAAGCCGUGAAGAAGAGAGAUGGUUGGCUGGUGCGUCUUUUCGCAAUGAGAGACGCGCGACGCGCGACCGCGGAGAGAGAAGAGGAGACAGAACGGCAGGCGCGGGUGUCGAGUGAAAGGACUCAGCGAGAGGACAGAGAGAAGCGCGCGGAGGACGCUGAGAAGGAGAGACGAAGAGAGGAACAGAGCGAACGCGAGAGGCGCAGAGAAGAAGAGAUGGAGAACAUGAGGCGAGAGGAGAGACAGAAGCGGAGAGAGGAGAGAGGAGACGAGAGAAAGGAACGCAGUCUUCAUGUCCACAAUCAAGAAGAAGCAAGGACGAGAGAGGGGCACCGACAGCGAGUGGAGAGUGAGAGACCAAGCGAUAGACUGCAGGGCGCCAGGGAAGAGACGCGACAAGGAGAGGCGCGCGAAGAGAGAAGCGACAGAGAACAGAUCGAGGCAGUACGUAGAGGAUGGAGAAGGGAAGAAGCAGUGAAGCCACGAGAGGAUACAAGAGGAGACAGAGAAGCCGCGAAAGACUCUUGCAGGAGUCGGAAGGUCCAGAAGACCUGCGAAGAAGAAGACAGCGAGGACGAGUUGUGUGCAAGACUCGAGAGGCGGCAGCGGACGACAGAUUCAUCGAAAAGUGACGAAAUGGCGACUCACGGAGAGACUCGAAGGCCGGGAACAAGGAGGGAAGGACGUGAGAAGGCCGCUUUCACGGUACAAAACAACGCUUAUCCAGAAGCGAAGAUCUUCUCUUCAGACGAGGAAGAACACUGGACAAAGGCGCCGAAGGCGAGAGCCGCUAGAGAAGUAACCGAUCUGGGCGAGACAAACCUGCCAAGGCGGCGGAAGCCAGAAGCGAGGAAAGAAAAAACCACACGCUCCAAAAAGACGCGAAAAACUCGGAAAAACCAAGAGGAUGAAACUACCGAAACCGACAACAAAGACGAGGACAGCAAAGACGAGCACAGCAAAGACGAGAACAGCAAAGACGAGGACAACAAAGACGAGGACAACAAAGACGAGGACAGCAAAGACGAGGACAGCAAAGACGAGGACAGUGAAGACGAGAAACCAAGAAGCGACGAGGAAGCGGCGGGAGCGAGUGGAGGAGACUGGUCGCACCACUCCUGUCGAGGAGAGCCGGAGGAGGUUUCCAGGACGGUGAGGACCGCAGAGGUCGCGGAAAUCAAAGAGAGAGUUGGGCCGACGCGAAAAGCGAGAGAAACGCAUCGAGUUGGCCGCUCUGCGGGUCCAAGAGCGAAGCCGCAAGAAGACGAUCUGUGGUCUUUUGAAGUUUCUCCCGUCUCCCGUCCGAGCAACCUGCCAGCUCGCGGACCAGGCUGCGUGCGAGCGCCUCGGAGCGCACAGAGAAAGCCGACGCCGUCGUUCUCUUCUGCAGAAGAAAAGGAGAUGACUGGGAGCGAGCUGGAUGUGUGGAGUGACGACGACGGAUCUUUGCUUGAAGAGAUGGCGCGAGUCUGCUCGCUGCAGCCGGGAGAGCGAAAGGCCUUCGCACUGCCGGCUGGCGAAGCGGCGCGCCCCCAGCAGAGACCGAGAGCGGGGAGCGAAGAGUCGGUGUGGGCCGCGACCAGCCAGGCGACCUCCUUCGCAGAAGACCUGUUGGAGUUUUGAAGGCUGUCAGACAGCCAGGAGAGACGUUUCGCCGCGAGCCUC